Messenger RNA from Dothidotthia symphoricarpi CBS 119687, 558 nucleotides. RefSeq lists its product as uncharacterized. The coding region runs from base 1 to 558 and encodes 185 amino acids. The record is from RefSeq and is a predicted model, not a curated record. The transcript is spliced from 2 exons. Lineage: Eukaryota; Fungi; Ascomycota; Dothideomycetes; Pleosporales; Dothidotthiaceae.
AUGACUCAAGUCGACGCCUUACAAGAGCAACUAGAAACAAUCGAACACACUCUCCGCUCACGCUCGCAAUGGCAUCCACAACCCACCUCCUCACAGACCGCCAGCUCCGCGAUCCUCGACAUAUCUGAUCUCAAAUCCGCCAUCGACCUCCUGGAUCAAGUAGUGACUCACUCCCACCCCUCACACCAACUGACCCCUCGUUCAUCUUUCUCAACAUAUACGUGGACUUGGGACCCUGCGUGGAAAGAAUUCCACACGCACAUCCCUGAGCAGCAAACCUAUGUCUACCUCUCGAGGUGGCACCUUAAUCAAGCGAGGGGUGUCUGGGAGCACAGGAGUAUGGCGCACAUAGCGAAUCUCGGGCCAGACAGAGCGGCAGAGUUGUUGGGGUGUUGGGAGGAUUGGGAGUGGGAUCCGAUUUGGGAGGAGUGGUACCUGGACGUUACGCAAGAUCAGGAGGAUGGGGAAAAAUGUUGUGUGUAUGCUAGUCGGUGGCGGGUGCAGGACGAUGGAGAGUGGGUGUAUGCCGGGCGGUUUGGAGGUGCUGGAGCGGGCUAG